AUGAAGCAGACAGGUCUAAAAUUGGUGUUGGACUCUUCUGAAGGGGAUUUUUUGGUCACGUUGCUAAUUUCACUCACCAAGCUCGCUUCCAAAUCAACCAUUUUCUAUGCCAUACACUUCAUUUUCAUAAAAAGACCAUGCCAUUUUCCUGUAAAUGCAGAUCUAAUCAAAGCAUUAUUGAGCACUCUAAAUGAUCCCGAAGUUCCGACAUUCAUUCAACAUGAAGCUCUAAAGAUUUUACAUAAGAUCCUUUCAUAUAUGCCAUCUCAUUUGCCCAGUUUGGACAUGCCUGAAAUCACAAAACUGUUAACCAUUGCUGAAGAUUCCUCCCAAUCUCCAAUUAUGUCGAAGAACUUUUUAUUUAUCCAGGUUCUGGUAGAUAUGUCAAUCAAGCUUAGGGGAAUAAGGGAAAUGGAAUCUGGUUUGUUUGGUUCCUUUCCUUUGCCAUUGAGGGUUAUAUUAUUGAUCAUAGAUCAGAUUACAUUGCUGGUAAAGCGAUUAUUGGAUCUUUGCCAGAUUGACUCCCCAGUGUUUCAAGGAGUUCAUAGUCUGCUCAACCUUCUUGUUCUUUUGGUUGGAGAAUAUACAGAUCUGGGUGUUCUGGUGCUGGAUAAAAUAUCUUUAUUUAUUGAAUAUGUUGCAAAUGUGCAUGACCACUUCAUGGCUACAAGGCAAUCAGAUAUUCUAUUUCACGAGAUGGACUUCAAAAGAUAAAAGAGAACAAUCAUUAGGUCAAAGCUUUUACAUAUCGUAUACUGGUUUGUAGUUGCCUGUCUUCAAAAUCUCAAAGAAGCUCGUGCUCUCACUGUCAUAGUGUUUGAACAAGUGAAGCUUCUGGUUGAAGGUGUGUGUAAGUGCAGCUCAUUUGAUUGCUAUUCAUGUACAAUCUACUCUCUGUUACUCCACCAUCGAAUCUUUUGGUGUUGCUUGGUGAAAGGAAGUGAGGAAUCUUGCAGUCAUAAUAGAGACUCUAUUAAUGGUUACUUGAUUGAGAAAGAGACUAUUACCCUAGACUCUGCAAGUAAGAUGUUGAAAGAUGGGUAUUACUGGCCUGCUUACAAAGCUGGGUCAUAUGCAGCAUGCCAGGGAGACUGGUUCACAGCUGCUUUCAUAUUUCAGCAUUUAAUAACAAAAGUUCAGUCUGAUAUUUGCUACUGCUGGUUAACAUCAAUAUUUCAAUUAGCUAAUUCUGAGAGGAAACUCCAUCUACUGGUUUUACCAAUACAGGGGUCUACUUUAUAGAUUGGUUAAAGAAGAAUAAAUUUCCAGCCAGUUUUGAUUUAAGUGAAGUCAGAAGAGAUACUGCUGGAAAUAAUAAGGAGCCUAAUUACUGUGAGGAGUUUGUUGGGGCUUAUGAGGGCAUCUGCUCUUCUGGUAAAACAUUAGAAGCUGCUGUCAGGUCAGGUCAUAAACAGAGUAUGAAGUUCGAAAAAGGGAAGAUAAAAUGAGAGAGAGAGAGAGAGAGAGAGAGAGAGAGAGAGAGAGAGAGAGAGAGAGAGAGAGAGAACUCUUCAUAAGGAAAAGUGAAAAUUAUUGUAUUUGUACUGGGUUGUCACAUUUGUAAUAUUUUUGGUUUGAUUUGGAUAAAUUAUAUGUAAAUAGCAUGUUGUAAGAAGUAGAUGAUUUUUGAAUGGAUCAACU
Messenger RNA from Carya illinoinensis, 1641 nucleotides. RefSeq lists its product as uncharacterized. The transcript is spliced from 4 exons. The record is from RefSeq and is a predicted model, not a curated record. Bases 1 to 714 code for a protein of 237 amino acids. Gene Ontology annotation, cellular component: integrator complex. Gene Ontology annotation, biological process: snRNA 3'-end processing. NCBI's taxonomy places the organism in Eukaryota, Viridiplantae, Streptophyta, Magnoliopsida, Fagales, Juglandaceae.